Kockovaella imperatae is the source of this 946-nucleotide messenger RNA. Its product is annotated as mitochondrial carrier domain-containing protein. The record is from RefSeq and is a predicted model, not a curated record. Gene Ontology annotation, biological process: malate transmembrane transport; oxaloacetate transport; phosphate ion transmembrane transport. Gene Ontology annotation, molecular function: oxaloacetate transmembrane transporter activity; thiosulfate transmembrane transporter activity; succinate transmembrane transporter activity. The transcript has 5 exons. NCBI's taxonomy places the organism in Eukaryota, Fungi, Basidiomycota, Tremellomycetes, Tremellales, Cuniculitremaceae. Gene Ontology annotation, cellular component: mitochondrial membrane. Bases 60 to 920 code for a protein of 286 amino acids.
CUCGCAAGACCGUAUGCAUUCAACAUCUGGCUGUGCACUCUCAAGAGAGAGAGAGAGCUAUGGAGACUGCAGUAGCUGGUCCGAGCAAGCUUCCCAAGGAACAUCCAUUAUGGCUCGGGGGUGCCGCGGCUUCAAUGGCAGUAGUCAUCACUCACCCCAUCGACCAGACUAAGAUCAGAACACAGGUCCAGCGUCCUCAACAGAACAUGAUUGCAACAGUCAAGAACACCGUUCGCUCGUCUGGUGUACUGGGUCUGUGGACUGGUCUUUCUGGAAGCCUACUUCGACAGGCGACGUACUCUACCAUGAGGUUCGGUGCAUACAAUUACCUCAAGGACAGGGAUCGAAAGAUGGGUAAAAAGGGAGGCAAACUGCGUUUAGUUGCCAAUGGUGCUCUGGCAGGAGCGCUUGCAGGUCUCGUAGGCUCGCCAGCGGAACUGGUCAUGGUCAGGAUAUCCUCAGACGGUGUCAAGCCGCCAGAAUCAAGAUAUAAUUACAAGAACGCUCUGCAGGGUCUGUAUCGGAUAUACAAGGAUGAAGGACCGCGUACAAUGUUCAAGGGAAUGGGCGCGACAGUCGCGAGGAGUGUAGUGAUGAAUGGGUCCCAGCUGUCUUGCUACGACAUGAUCAAGCAGCAGUUGAUAACGCGGUUCAACUUCACGGACACUGUCCCAACUCAUCUCUUGACGUCGAUACUCGGGGGGACCAUUGCGGUCACCGCUUGUGCACCUAUAGAUGUCUUCAAGUCCAGGAUACAGUCCGCUCCUGCUGGCGUCACGGCCAUGAGCAUCAUUACCAAGUCGUUACGCCGCGAGGGACUCAGAGUCCUUUUCAGAGGCUGGCUGCCGGCAUGGUUGCGGAUGAGCCCGACUACCAUGUUGACAUUCACUUUCUUUGAGCAGCUGAAGAAGGUAUUCUGAACAAGCUGAACCGUUGCAUCCACCAC